Somion occarium is the source of this 1876-nucleotide messenger RNA. Lineage: Eukaryota; Fungi; Basidiomycota; Agaricomycetes; Polyporales; Cerrenaceae. The record is from the annotation of a GenBank genome assembly.
GCCUAUAUCUUGUUGUUUCAAAAUUAAAGCAGAGGUGCCCUCCACGACCACCUCACGUACCAAACGGAUUAGCUUUCCUACCAGUAGGAUAUAAAACAAUGGCUUCUGCAUCAACCUCUCAGGUGUCCCAUCCGGUCGUGUUCACCACUCAGACCCCGUACUCCCUCCCCUCCCAAAAGUUCAUGAUACCUGCGUCAUGGAAGCGGUAUCAACUUUCUCAGCUCGUGAACAAGGCAUUGUCUCUCCCAAAACCUAUUCCAUUUGACUUCUUAGUCCGAGGGGAGAUCCUCAGAACUACUCUGGGAGAAUGGUGUGCGGAAAAAGGGAUCGGAGAGCGUAUGUCAUGGUCGUAGUACUAAUUUUUGAUGUAGGAAGAAACCCUCGAAAUCGAGUACUUCGAGUCCAUUAUGCCCCCACAGAGAAUGUCUUCGCUUCCUCACGAGGACUGGGUAUCGUCUGUCUCAAGUAGGUUAUCUAGUCACUUCCUAACGGCAUCAUACGACGGCCAACUCCGAGUAUUCGACUACUCUCAAAAGCUUCUCCGCACUGUACCUCUGCACGAUGCACCGACCACUUCUCUCGCGAUCAUCCCAAGUGAUCUUGCCGGCUUCGCAGAAAACACGCAUCUCAUCGCCAGUGCUUCACAUGAUCUCACAGCCCAUCUCACCAAGCUCUCGCUCUCCGACUCUUCAGACUUGCCUUCGCACCAAAUUCUGGCUUCACUGCACCUUCAUACCGCUCCUUUAUCCUCUAUCUCUGCUAAUACGUCUGGAAAGCACCUGCUUACUGCUUCUUGGGAUGGCCUCAUCGGUCUUUGGGAUACCCUUGUUCCUUCUUCGGACGAAGUUCCCUUGGAAGAACCUCAAGGGGGUGAGAGAAAGAAAAGACGGAAACUCGGGGAUAGUGAAAAUUCCAAGCCCAAACGGAAGGCGCCUUUGAACGUCUUGAAAAGUCAUACCGCGAGAGUGUCGAGAGCAUUGUUCGCACCAAGUGGUAAUCAGGCGUAUAGUACUGGUUUUGAUUCGACUAUUCGGACAUGGGAUGUUGAGAACGGUGUAUGUUUGAGCACAAUUACCGCUUCUGCGAAACCUUUCCUAGACCUUGCGCUCACUCCUUCGGGAACAAGCGUACUGGCGGCCUCAACCGACCGCACUGUCUCCCAAUAUGACAUUCGUGCACCAGAGUCCGCGGCCACACCCUCCUCUGCGACGUUCAUGCACUCCGGCACGCCUUCCUGCAUCGCCGUCCCGGCUAGCGGGUCAGAACAUCAGUUCAUGACUGGUGCUUACGACGGUGUAGUGAGAUUGUGGGAUUUGAGAAGCACCAAGGGUGCGGUGACGAGCUUCAAGGUUUGGGAAGCCAAAGGUGGCGGCAAGGUCUUGAGUUUGGAUUGGGGCAAUGGUGUGGCUGUUAUUGGAGGCGAGGGAGGUGUCGAGGUUUGGAAAGCCAAUCAGGGGGAUCGCAGUGUGGUGUCUUCAAACUAAUGUUCACUUUCACGACAGCUCAAAAGUACUUAACUACGUUUGUUGGUCCACUGAGGUGAAUCUUGUCUUAUCUUGUGAUAUCUGAGAAGUAAGGAGCACGUUACAAACGAAACUCAUCUAUGGUAGUUAAAAUGGUUAACAAUAUGCAGUGAAAGAAGUGAGCUACAACGAAAGAGGAACGCUCCCGAGACCACACGGACCUUAAACAGAAUGCGAAGACUGGAUGUACAAAUAUGAAGGGAAAAAAAGAUACAAUGAGGCGGCAGAAAGGAAGUCAUAUAUGGGUUUAUAUCUUAUGGACCUGCAGACAAGCCGGGGAAUAGCGUCAAUAGAGCAGAGGCCUCACUACAGGUUGCUGUAGAGUCCCUGGUCUUUGCGCAGUUUGGUCAUAG